Molecule: messenger RNA, 1677 nt
Organism: Xyrauchen texanus (razorback sucker)
Lineage: Eukaryota; Metazoa; Chordata; Actinopteri; Cypriniformes; Catostomidae
Gene: wnt2
Product: wingless-type MMTV integration site family member 2
Exons: 5
Coding region: 264-1316 (350 amino acids)
Biological process (GO): multicellular organism development; canonical Wnt signaling pathway; neuron differentiation
Cellular component (GO): extracellular region
Molecular function (GO): frizzled binding; cytokine activity
Source: RefSeq, a predicted model, not a curated record
CAGCACAUCUUUCUCAACUUUAGACCGAAGACCAGCAGCCUGUCUGCAGCGCUACACAUCACAGUCCAGAAUGCCUUUACGGUGAACGCAAUUAUUUUUUUGAAUCGAAGAGAAUAAAUAACCGAUUUGCUCCGAACGCCUCAGCCGCAUAGAGUCGUCAUAGAUGCAUUUUAUAGAAUAAGUUUUUCUAUUUAAUUUUUUUUUUUUUUUACACUGCAAGCAAGUGCCUGAACGAAUGAGUAUAUCCGUACAAUUUUUAUAAUAUGAACUUUUUGCCGAGUGGAAUAUGUUUUUAUCUGUCCGUGGCAAUUUGCUGGUGCACAUCAUUGGUCGACGCAUCUUGGUGGUACAUGGGCACCCUUGGAUCACAAGUGAUGUGCGACAACAUUCCCGGGUUGAUUAACAAACAACGCCAGUUGUGCCGCCAGCAUCCAAAAGUGAUGCAGGCAAUAGGAGCUGGAAUUAAAAACUGGAUUGGAGAAUGCCAGCACCAGUUCAGGAACCAUCGGUGGAAUUGCAAUACCAUGGCGCGCGAGCACAAUCUUUUUGGGAGGCUUUUGCAUCGAAGCAGUCGUGAGGCCGCCUUUGUCUAUGCUAUUUCCUCAGCAGGUAUGGUGUACACCUUGACCAGGGCAUGCAGUCAGGGUGAAUUAGACACCUGCUCUUGCGACCCAGGAAAGAAGGGCUCGUCUCACGAUGCCAAGGGAGCUUUCAACUGGGGUGGGUGCAGUGAUCACAUUGACCAUGCAAUCAAAUUCACUCAGGUCUUCAUUGACGCCAAGGAGAGAAAGGAGAGAGAUGCCCGGGCACUCAUGAACUUGCACAACAACCGUGCAGGGAGGAAGGCAGUGAAGCGAUUUAUGAACCUAGAGUGUAAGUGUCAUGGUGUCAGCGGCUCAUGCAAUGUGCGUACCUGCUGGUUAACCAUGGCUGACUUCAGGCAAACCAGUGACUACCUGCGCAAGAAGUACAACAAUGCCAUUCAGGUGGUGAUGAACCAGUAUGGAACAGGCUUCACCGGUGCCUACAGGAUGUUUAAGAGGUCUUCCAAAAAUGACCUGGUAUACUUUGAAGACUCACCUGACUAUUGUAUAUGGGACCAUGAGUCUGGCUCUGUGGGCACAGGUGGGCGAGUGUGCAACCGUACAUCUCGGGGGGUUGACGGCUGUGAGGUCAUGUGUUGUGGGCGGGGCUAUGACACAUCACACGUGAGCCGCACCACCAAGUGUGAGUGCAAGUUCCAUUGGUGUUGUGCUGUUCACUGCAGGGACUGCCACGAGGAGGUAGAUGUGCAUACCUGCAAAGCCCAGUACUGACCCACCACUCCUACGCUUGAGUCAGCUUCCAGACUAAAUAUCCUACCUUAAAUCUUUAAGCAUGGUGUACAGUGCUUUUUUGUGACACAUUUAAGAUGGACAAGAUAUCGCAGCAUCACAUACUCAAAUAACAGCACAAAUUUUGAUCUUUUAAAUCACUUUUGUAUCACAACUGAUUUUGAAGUCUUGAAUAGAUGUAUCAAGCAUCCUUUGUUUUACCAACGUUACCUAUUGUUUUGAUUUUCUGACCAUAACACAAAUAUUUAUUAUUGCUUUGGAAUAUAAUAAUGUUUAUCUUUUUUUUUAAAUGUAAAUUAAAAACUCUAUGUAAUUUAAAGUAAAUCUUACUUGAUAUGUUGGA